CAGACGUCGUCAUCGUCAUCGUCGUCGUCAUCGUCUCCUUCCUCCCUCCUCUCGCCGGCCGUUUCCACCAACACGCCUUCUUCAGAUCCGAACAGCCUCGCUUCUCCGCCGCCCGCAUUUCCCUCGUUUAGGGUAUCGGCAAUCGAGCUCGGCUUCCCGGGUUCUGCCGGAAACGAGCGGAAAGUUUCUUCCUUUGAGAGGGUCCUCCCGCAAGCCGGAGCCCCCGCUAAGCCGGCGCUGUCGCCGAACUGCCCACGUGGGCUCCGUGGAAAUGCGGAUUAGGGUUUUGGGUUCUGCUCCGUUCUUGAUUUAUUUCGUUCGGAGCUGGUAGAUUCGGGGGUACAGACGAGUGUAGGGCUCGCGGAGAUUUGAUGGCGCAGCCGGAGGCCAUACUGGAGUGGCUGCAGAAGGAAAUGGGGUACCGGCCGCUGGGCCCCUACUCUGCUUCGAGCAAGUCGCAGGCGCCGUCCGCCGACGCGCUCCGCAAGAUCUGCCGCGGCAACAUGAUCCCCGUGUGGAGCUUCCUGGUCAAGCGCGUGAAAUCCGAGAAGACGGUGGAGAAUAUAAGGAGGAAUAUUACGGUCCAUGGCGGGGGAGAUUCGGGCGGCGGCGGGGGGUCCGCGAGUUUGGGGAAGGAGGAGGGUAGAGGUGGGAAAGGCAGGAGGAAGGAGAAGGCGGGCGGGGACAGCUCCGGCAAGGCGGACAGCAGAGAGGCCGCGCUGCAGGAGAGGGAGUUGGCCGCGAAGGAGGUGGACAGGUUGAGGAACAUCUUGAGGAGGCAGAGGAAGGAUUUGAAGGCGAGGAUGCUGGAGGUUUCGAGGGAGGAGGCCGAGAGGAAGAGGAUGCUCGACGAGCGAGCGAAUUACAGGCACAAGCAGGUGAUGUUAGAAUCUUAUGACCAACAGUGUGAUGAAGCAGCUAGAAUAUUUGCAGAAUAUCACAGACGACUUCAUUAUUAUGUCAGUCAAGCAAGGGAUGCUCAGAAUUCCAUUCUUCACCCUUCCUCUGAGCUGGCCAAUAGUUAUGGUGGAGGCAGUGAAAAAGAAGCUGUUUAUUCAACCGUCAAGGGUACAAAAUCUGCUGAAGAUGUUAUCCUUAUUGAAACCACUCGAGAAAAAAAUGUACGCAAGGCGUGCGAGUCUCUUGCUGCACACAUGAUUGAGAAAGUGCGCAGCUGUUUUCCAGCUUAUGAAGGAGGCGGUAUACAUACAAACCCUCAACUAGAAGCAGCUAAACUUGGAUUUGAUUUUGAUGGAGAAAUACCCGAUGAGGUCGCAACUGUAAUUUUGUAUUGCCUCAAGAGUCCUCCUUUACUGCUUCAGGCGAUUACUGCAUACACAUCGCGGUUGAAAACAUUGAUUUCCAGAGAGAUAGAGAAAAUUGAUGUCAGAGCUGAUGCAGAAAUACUGAGAUACAAGUAUGAGAACAACAGAGUAAUGGACGUUUCUUCUCCCGAUGCCAAUUCACCUCUAAACUAUCAAUUCUAUGGCAAUGGAAAGAUAGGAGUUGAUGUGUCUUCUAGAGGAACCCAAAAUCAGCUUCUUGAAAGACAGAAAGCACAUGUUCAGCAGUUUUUGGCUACUGAAGAUGCACUUAACAAAUCUGCGGAGGCCAGAGAUUCUUGUCAAAGGCUUAUAAAAGUUCUGCAUGGAAGUAGUGAUGUGGUUUCUGCAAAAACAGUUGGUACUGGGGUAAAAUCACAGAAUGUUGGCAGCCUUCGGCAGUUGGAGUUGGAAGUUUGGGCCAAGGAAAGGGAAGCUGCUGGAUUGAGGGCAAGCUGGAACACUUUGAUGUCUGAAAUCCAACGACUAAAUAAAUUAUGUGCCGAGCGAAAAGAAGCUGAAGAUUCACUGAAGAAAAAAUGGAAAAAGAUUGAAGAGUUUGAUGCCCGUAGAUCAGAACUUGAAACCAUAUAUACAGCUUUACUCAAGGCUAAUAUGGAUGCCAUAGCCUGUUGGAAUCAGCAGCCAUUAGUUGCCAGGGAAUAUGCAGCAAGCACUAUAAUCCCGGCAUGCACGGUUGUGAUAGACAUCUCAAACAGUGCAAAAGAUCUACUCGAUAAAGAAGUUUCUGCCUUCUGCAGAAGUCCGGAUAACAGCCUCUACAUGCUCCCAUCAACCCCCCAGGCACUCCUGGAGUCUAUGGGUUCUAGUGGAUCCACAGGACCAGAAGCUGUUGCUGCUGCUGAAAAAAAUGCUGCUUUAUUGACUGCAAGAGCUGGAGCCAGGGAUCCGUCAGCUGUGCCAUCCAUAUGCCGUGUUUCUGCUGCUCUCCAAUAUCCGGCUGGUAUGGAGGGGUCAGAUGCUGCUUUAGCGUCAGUGCUAGAGUCCUUGGACUUCUGUUUAAAACUUCGUGGUUCUGAGGCUAGUGUGUUGGAGGACUUGGCAAAAGCCAUCAAUUUGGUGCAUGUCCGGCAGGAUCUCGUGGAAAGCAGUCAUACAUUGCUAAACCACGCAUACCGUGCUCUGCAAGAAUAUGAAAGGGCUACUAGCUACUGUUUGAAUUUGGCUGCCGAACAAGAGAAAAUUGUCAUGGAUAAGUGGUUGCCUGAGCUUAAGACUGCAGUUUCAAAUGCUCAUAAUUGCUUUGAGGAGUGCAGAUAUGUUGCGGGAUUGCUUGAUGAAUGGUGGGAGCAGCCUGCAGCAACUGUUGUUGACUGGGUUACGGUUGAUGGACAGAAUGUUACCACUUGGCAUAACCAUGUCAAACAGCUUCUUGCUUUUUACGAUAAGGAACUCUUGUGAGCUGAGCUUAAGGAACCUCUGAGGUCAAUUGAAAUGAUAAGGAACUCUUGUGAGCUGAGCUCAAGGAACCUCUGAGGACAAUCUUCAAUUGCCUGGUUCUGGAACUAGUUCCUAGAUCAACUUGCUAAUGGUUCAUAUGACAUGGAAGUCACAGGAUAAUUACGUCGGACCAGAAGCAGUUUGCAUUAUUGCGGUAUUCACUGCUUACACCUCCUGGCUACUUUUGACAAUUUGAGGGGGAAAAUUUUGCACUCUCUGAUGAGGGUAUUCAUCGGCACUGAUCCUCCGCCUACGUUGUUGGAUUUUGUACAGUGUGAUUGCGUUGCUUCUGAAAAAGCAUUUUCUGUAUAAUAUGUUUGUUAUAGCUUUGACUCUGGUGGUUCACUAUGCCACUUCUUUGGCUGAGAAUGGGGAUUGAUGCCACCUGAGUCAUUUCAAGUUGCUUGCAGCAACUUCUGAUUGUAAUUUUGUAUCGUUUGAGAAGGGUAUCACAUGAGAAAUACAUGACGUGUCGAUAGUUACCAAACAAGAUUUGCAUUAUUGUCAUUGUUGAAUGUCAUUUUUUAAGAGUG
Messenger RNA from Eucalyptus grandis, 3316 nucleotides. Its product is annotated as AUGMIN subunit 5. The coding region runs from base 372 to 2744 and encodes 790 amino acids. The record is from RefSeq and is a predicted model, not a curated record. The transcript has 10 exons. Gene Ontology annotation, biological process: spindle assembly. Gene Ontology annotation, cellular component: spindle microtubule; HAUS complex. NCBI's taxonomy places the organism in Eukaryota, Viridiplantae, Streptophyta, Magnoliopsida, Myrtales, Myrtaceae.